This is a messenger RNA of Cinclus cinclus, 3616 nucleotides long. RefSeq names its product rho GTPase-activating protein 39-like. Gene Ontology annotation, molecular function: GTPase activator activity; protein binding. The record is from RefSeq and is a predicted model, not a curated record. NCBI's taxonomy places the organism in Eukaryota, Metazoa, Chordata, Aves, Passeriformes, Cinclidae. Gene Ontology annotation, cellular component: cytoplasm; cytoskeleton. Gene Ontology annotation, biological process: signal transduction.
AUGUGCCCAGAACAGCAGGAGGCAGCGUCGGGAGAACACGGUCCACCGGGGCAGCUGCGAUCCGGCGGCGCGCACAGCCCGCACCUGGGGCCCGCAACAACGGCGCUGCCAAAGGGUCCCCGAGGCGAGGGCAGGAUGCGACCCGCCCGACCACGGCUUUCCUCGCAAAACGGGUUUCCACCCCUCGGACAGGAGCUCCGCGACGCCGGGGCUCGGCGGGCCCGGCCGGGUUCCGGAGCGGCCGCGGCCGCCGCCAGGGGCUGCCCUCGACCCGCGGUUCCCGCCACCGCCGGCCUCGCCUGUCCGGACCCGCAUCGCUCCGCUCCGCUCCGCCCCUCCCCGCCCCGCCCCGUCCCGGCACAGCAGCCCCCGGCAGAGGGACCCGGGGAGCGGCCAGGGGUCCCGGGUCGGGCCGCGCCGCCCCCGGGCGGGGCCGGGAUCGGCAAGGCGAGCGGUCGGGUUUUAAGAGAGAGUCGCUAUGGGCAGAGCAGGUGCUGAGGUGCACGCUCUGUGGCUGCUGCCUCAGACUGGGUGGAGAUCAUCGAGCCCCGCUCCCAGGAGCGGAUGUAUGUGAACCUGACCACCGGGGAGUGCAGCUGGGAGCCCCCUCCCAACCUGAAGGUGCGCCAGUCCGACCAGAAGCAGUGGUGGGAGCUCUUCGACCAGAACAACAACCGCUUCUACUACUACAAUGCCAUCACGCAGCAGACGGUGUGGCACCGGCCCCAGGGCUGUGACAUUGUGCCUUUGGCACAGCUCCAGGCCAUGAAGGGCAGCUCCCAGCCUGACUGCUAUGGCCGGGAGCACCGAGGCAGCACUGGCAGCAGUGGCAGAAGCACCCCCAUCCAAAUGGCCGUCCUGCAGGAUAUGGAGAAGAGCAAGUGGGACAGUGCAGUGGAGAAGAGGAAAGAUCCUGCCAGGGAGACUCCUACCCACUGGCAGCCUCUGCCAGGCACAAAAGCAGCCAUGUUGGUCAAAGUGAACAGUUUGAGGCAGAUGCAGAGCUUUUCAAACAGUUCUCUUCAGCUGCAGGGUGCUCCAAAGCCCAGCAGCCCAAAAUCUCUUCCCAAACCAGCUAUAUAUGCUCAGCCUCGAUCCACGUCCCAGAGCCCUGGAGCCACAAAGCAAAUGCCUGCAGCAGAAACAAAACAGUCUAUGCAGAUCAAAAAGACAGAGAGUGGUGGGUUUUGCCUGGUGCUGAUGAAUGGUCCUACUUCCCAAACACCUCCAAGGAGCCGGACAGGAACCCCUCAGCCUGCAUCCCCCACAUAUGCCUCUCCUGCACCUAUAUACGAUGAGCCAUCUUUAGAGUUGCCAAUUUAUGAUGAGCCACCAGUAGAUAUGGACACUGAAAGCAUUUGUGUGAGUGGGAUGUCUGCACCAAGAUCACCAAGCAGUAGCUUAAAAAAGCAACUGCAACCAACCAAAUUAUUGCAGCAUCCCAGUAUGCAGCAACAACAACAAGCUGCAAAGAAGCAUGCAAGGAAUCCCUCUUCCACUGAAUACAGCCCAGCUGGCAGAGAAUACAUAAAACAUAUGGUCAACGUUGACCAAUCUACCAAACCCUCUCACUCUUCUGCUGCAACAGCUGAUACCUCCACUAAACUGCCUGGUCAGCUUGCUUCAAAGGACAGUUUCAAGCAGUCUUGGAGGAUCUUGGAAGCCAAUGUCCUCAAGAACAUGGAACUCCACCACAGUCGGCAAAACAGCCUGCAGACUCAGGAGUACCCAACCGGUAUAAGCCAUCAGGAUUCUGGUUAUUCAACUGGCCCUUCUCCAAGCUUGAGAAAAAGGAAAGGAAGGAGGCAAGGAACUAGUCAAGCAAGACCUGGCUCUGUGGGCAGCAGCAGUGAGCUCACAGCUCUGAAUGAUAAAGUGAUUGCUGAGAUGCGUGCUGUGGUGGGCAGGUCAGCAGCUUGCAGGGGAAGCAAAGUCAGCCUGGAUGCUGAGAGCCUGGAGAACAGUGUCCCAGCAGAGAGCAGCAAGGUCAGGUUUCAGUCUGAACACUUGAAAAAAUGCAUCAGCCGGAGCUCCAGGGAUGAUGUCUCAGCCAGCAACAGGUCUCUGUACAGACAGGACCUGGAGAUUAGGGAUGUGGCUGUUCCACAGGACACAAUGAGGCAGAAGAGAACUUUUGAGAAAAUAGAUUCUUUAGAAAAGAAUGUGACCAGUCAGACAAGCUUGGCUUCAUCAGGUGCUACACACCAUUCCUCACAGGUACCUCCCCAUCUGUGCCAUCCUGAGAGCAUAGAGCUGGAGCCCAAGAAGGAGGGCAGCAGCCAGCGUGGUGGCUGUUUGGGUUGCCAUUUCCCUUACAACACCCUACGGAAGCCCAUCUCCCAGAGCAGUAUGGCAGAUUGGGCUUCCAAAAACCUGAACAUGCACACACAAGGCAUCUUCCGACGAAGGAUCUCCAUCUCCAACAUGCUCUCCUGGAACGGUGGCUCCAUCAAAAAGCCAAUGCUCAUCACUAGCAACCGGACCAUCAAAAAAGAGGCAUGUGAGAUGUUCAAACUGGUGCAGAGCUACAUGGGAGAUCGACAGACUCGCAUGGACCGCAAUCACGUGGCACUGGUCACAGUCACCAAGUGCUGGAGCAUGCAAGGGUUGCGGGAUGAGCUCUACAUACAGCUGAUCAGGCAGACAACAGAUAACACGUGCUACCGAAGCUUGGCCUGGGGCUGGGAACUGAUGGCCAUCAGUCUGGCCUUUUUCUCCCCAUCACCCAAAUUUCAGUCUUACCUGGAAGGUUACAUUUAUCGCCACCUCGACAGUGAUGAAAAGAUUGUCCAGCACAUCAAGGAGCUUGUGGAUCUGAAAAACAAGAAGAUCACAAAAUCCAGGAAAAAGAGGAAACAAAACACAGAGGAUGAAGGUCUGCCCAUUAGCACCUAUGCCAAGUACUGCUACCGGAAACUCCAGAAAGUAGCCGUCACUGGAGGCAAAAAGGGUCUCCGUAAACCAACAGUGGAAGAGAUAACGCAUGCCAGGAAUGCCAUCCUCACACCAUCCCUGUUCGGCAGCUCCCUGGAGGAAAUCAUGCUGCGGCAGCAGGACAUUUACCCGGGGAACAAGCUGCCCUGGGUGCAGACACAGCUGUCACAGCAGGUCCUGGCCCUGGGAGGGGAACAGACUGAGGGGAUUUUCAGGAUACCUGGUGACAUAGAUGAAGUCAAUGCAUUGAAAUUGCAGGUGGAUCAGUGGAAAAUCCCAAACAGUCUCAGUGACCCCAACAUACCAGCCUCUCUCCUCAAGCUCUGGUAUCGGGAGCUGGAGGAGCCUGUGAUCCCCCAGCAGUUCUACAAAGAGUGUAUCAACAACUAUGAGAACCCUGAUGCUGCUGUGGCUGUGGUGCAGCUUUUGCCGGAGCUCAACAGACUGGUGCUGUGUUACCUCAUACACUUCCUGCAGAUCUUUGCUCAGCCAUCAAAUGUGGGCAGAACAAAGAUGGAUGUGAAUAACCUGGCCAUGGUGAUGGCCCCCAACUGCCUGCGCUGCCAGUCCGACGACCCUCGCGUUAUCUUUGAGAACACACGCAAAGAAAUGUCUUUUCUCCGCAUGCUGAUAGUGCACUUGGACACGAGCUUCAUCAAAGGGCUGGUUUGAUCCACUGGCC